AUGCAAUUCUUCACCGUCAUCGCUGCCCUCGUCGCCUUCACCGGUGUCUUCGCUGUCCCAGCCCCCACUCAAACCGAGCAGGCAACCCUUGAACCUCGCCAGUUUGGUGGUUUCGGCGGCUUUGGACCCGCAAACGUAGUCGCCGGAGCGGCUGACAUUGCCACACUCGGUGUUUUCCACAACGCGCUUGGCGGUGGAUUCGGCGGUGGAUUCGGCGGUGGACUCUUCUAA
Molecule: messenger RNA, 231 nt
Organism: Puccinia triticina
Lineage: Eukaryota; Fungi; Basidiomycota; Pucciniomycetes; Pucciniales; Pucciniaceae
Exons: 3
Coding region: 1-231 (76 amino acids)
Source: RefSeq, a predicted model, not a curated record